AUACAACCUUCCCCUCUGUGGCAGCAAUAUUCCCCUCGAUAAAAUUGAUUUUUCAAGCACACACGCGCUAUCUUUUUUCCUUUCGUAUCCACACUUUGUCGAAAGCAUCUACCAUUGUCAUGCGCAAUUUUUUACCAUCACGCAAUCGACAAAGUACACCUUUGUCCUUGCACCCUCGAGACGGUAGUAAGGCCAAACUUAAUAUCUGGUCGAAUAUGAACUGUGAGAGGAAUAUAAUCAAUGCGUUAGUGUGGACAGCCGGUGGACACUACGAACGCUUGAAAUUUGAACGUUAGUGUAUUUAGAUACUAAUCGAUCGAGAAGAGUCUGGCGAUGAUAUCGUUCGUAAUCAGUCUUUAUUUUGUAUUUCAUUUUAAUCUCGCAUUUUCAGUAUUCAAAAAAACUGCGACAGAGGGAAGUUCACCAUGAAAUCGCUUUUCCGCAAGAAGUAAUGUGUUUUUGCGCCGAUGCUAGAGCUCCUAACAAAAACGCUUCGUACAAUGUUAAUCACGCACGAGCGGACUGUGCGCAGACAGAAGCAUGUCUGCAAUUUGAGCGCAAGCGCAUGUACAACAACCUUGCAAUCAAUGUCGCGCUCGUGUAGUCUUUAACGGUCGCUGUAAUCGUCAACAUGCCAAGUGCACGCGAGAAGCAGGAUCUCAGUUAUCAGCAAGACAUUCGAUAUGUCUUUAAGCUGAACAGCUGGAUUCUGGGUUCGAUCGGCAUCUGGCCAAUCUCGAUUCGGGGUAUCGGACGGCACGUGUCCAAAAUCGCGAUCGCGCUCACUAAUCUCGCGUUAAGUUUCGCGAUGGUGCCUUGCGCCCUGCACAUCAUUUACGACGAGAAGGACCUCAUCAUGAGACUGAAGCUGUGCGGCCUGCUGGCCUUCUGUAUCACGGCAACGAUCAAGUAUUGCAUCCUCGUGAUACGUCGCCCUAAGAUUCUGCGCUGUAUCGAAUACGUAAAGCAUGAUUGGUGGCAGGUGACGUUCAGAUCAGAUCGGGAAGAAAUGCUAAAGUACGCUACCAUCGGGCGCAAUCUAACGAUAAUUUGCGCAUCUUUUAUGUACACCGGCGGCAUCAUUUAUUAUGGGAUACUAAUCCCGUUUUUCUCCGAGACCAAUAUCAACAAUCACACCGUCAGACCGCUCGUAUAUCCGACUUACAGUGAAUUCCGCCAAUCUCAGAUUAGCCCGAUAUACGAAAUCGUAUAUGUGGCUCAUUGCAUGUGCGGUUACACCAUAUACUCGAUAACAGCCGGUGCGUGCGGAUUGGCCGCUCUGUUUGCCACUCAUGCGUGCGGCCAGAUUCAAGUGAUUGUAUCGCGAUUGGAAGAUCUCUUAAAUGGCGAAAGCUCCAACGUUCAUCAACGAAUCGCUAUCAUUGUGAAGGAUCACGUCCGCGUAGUAAGGUUUUCAGCCGUGGUGGAGGAAAUUUUACAAGAAGUAUGUUUAGUGGAGUUCACUAGUUCUGUAUGCACGAUAUGUCUACUCGAAUACUACUGUAUAGUGGAUUGGCAAGACGACAAUAAGCUUAGCUUAGCAACUUACUUUUUACUCUUCAUUUCGUUCUGUUUCAAUAUAUACAUAUUAUGCUACAUUGGCGAGCUUCUCAUGGAAAAGAGCAGUGAAAUUGGAUCGAUGUGUUAUAUGAUCAAUUGGUAUCAAUUAUCACCGAGAUCAGUGCGCAGUCUUAUCCUGAUAAUCGCUAUGUCAAGCCAUCCCAUAAAACUUAGUGCCGGUAGAAUGGCAGACUUAUCGUUAACGACUUUUGGAAAUGUAUUGAAAACUAGCGUGGCAUAUCUGAGCUUCCUACGGACAGUUAUACUAUCAUUGACCAUCGGCUGGCAUUGCAAAAAAACCCCUGCAAUGCCAGCGCAAGCGCAUGUCUCGCGACCUUGUAAUCAAUGCCGCGCAUCCACCUCUUCGCUCUUCUUGCAGUCUUCGACGCAAUCUGUCACCGCGAACAUGUCCAAUGUACACGAUAAGUCCGCGACGUCGCAGAACUCCAGUUAUCAGCAGGACAUUCAAUAUGUCUUUAAAUUAAACAACUGGAUUCUGGGCUCGCUCGGUAUUUGGCCAGUUGCGAUACGAGGCAUUGGACGGCACGUGUCUAAGAUCGCGAUCGCGAUUUGUAAUCUCGCGUUGAGCUUCGCGAUAGUGCCCUGCGCUCUGCAUAUCGUCUAUGAUGAAAAGGAUCUCAUUUUAAGGCUGAAGCUAAGCGGUCUGAUGGCUUUCUGCCUCACCGCCAUGACAAAGUACUGCAUCUUCGUGAUACGUCGACCUAAGAUACAACGUUGCAUCGAAUAUGUGAAGACUGAUUGGUGGCAGGUUACAUUCAGGUCCGAUCGCGAAUUAAUGCUGAAAUACGCCGCCACCGGUCGUAAUCUGACGAUAAUCGGCGCAUCCUUCAUGUACACUGCUGGCAUCAUCUAUCACUUAAUUCUACCCUUCUUUUCCGAGCACAAAGUCAACAAUCAAACCAUCAGACCGCUUGUAUAUCCGACCUAUAGUAAAUUUAGUCAAUCACAAAUUAGCCCAAUAUAUGAAAUCGUAUAUGUGGCUCAUUGCAUGUGUGGAUACACCAUAUAUUCGGUGACAGCCGGUGCUUGCGGAUUGGCCGCCUUGUUCGUCACGCAUGCAUGCGGCCAAAUCCAAAUACUUUUAUCACGACUAGAAGAUCUAUUGGCUGGUGGAAAAUUUGAACCAAGUCCGAAUGUUAAUCAUCGAAUCGCUACCAUCGUGAGAAAUCACGUACGAGUUAUAAGGUUCGCGGCCGUGAUGGAGGAAGUUUUGCAGGAAGUGUGUUUAGUAGAGUUUACUAGUUCUGUAUGCACGAUAUGUCUGCUCGAGUACUACUGUAUAGUGGAUUGGCAAGCGGACGACAGAAUUGGUCUAACGACUUACUUUCUGCUCUUUGUGUCAUUCUGCUUUAACGUUUACAUAUUAUGCUAUAUCGGCGAGGCUCUCAUGGAAAAGAGUAGUCAGAUUGGAUCAAUAUGCUACAUGAUUAAUUGGCACCAACUAUCGCCAAAAUCAGCUCGCAGUCUUAUAUUGAUAAUCGUGAUGUCCAGCCAUCCUAUAAAAAUCACUGCUGGUAGAAUGGUAGAUUUGUCAUUGACGACUUUUGGAAAUGUAUUGAAAACUAGCGUAGCGUAUUUGAGCUUCCUAAGGACGUUAGUCAUAUAAUGAGAGAGAACAGCGUAUCUUUUCUACACACCUUAGUAAUAUAAAUUACAUGAAAUUAUAUGACAGAGAAGAAAAUCAUUAUUUUGAUCUAAUUAUUUAAUCUAAUUUAUCAGUUCAAUAUAUCUUUGUGUAUAUGUAUAAAUAAUCUAUCUACAUAAUGAGAUUAUUUAUCGAA
Molecule: messenger RNA, 3362 nt
Organism: Vollenhovia emeryi
Lineage: Eukaryota; Metazoa; Arthropoda; Insecta; Hymenoptera; Formicidae
Exons: 13
Coding region: 632-3187 (851 amino acids)
Biological process (GO): sensory perception of smell; detection of chemical stimulus involved in sensory perception of smell
Cellular component (GO): plasma membrane
Molecular function (GO): odorant binding; olfactory receptor activity
Source: RefSeq, a predicted model, not a curated record